AUGUCGGAGUAUAUCCGGGUAACGGAAGAUGAGAACGACGAGCCCAUUGAAAUCCCCUCGGAAGACGAUGGGACGGUGCUGCUGUCCACCGUCACGGCCCAGUUUCCGGGGGCGUGCGGGCUGCGCUACCGCAACCCCGUGUCCCAGUGCAUGCGGGGCGUGCGGCUGGUGGAAGGGAUUCUGCAUGCCCCGGACGCUGGCUGGGGAAACCUGGUGUAUGUUGUCAACUACCCCAAAGAUAACAAAAGGAAAAUGGACGAAACAGAUGCUUCGUCAGCAGUGAAAGUGAAAAGAGCCGUCCAGAAGACAUCUGACUUGAUAGUGCUGGGUCUGCCGUGGAAAACCACGGAGCAGGACCUGAAAGAAUACUUCAGUACCUUCGGAGAAGUGCUCAUGGUGCAGGUCAAGAAAGAUAUUAAAACUGGUCAUUCAAAGGGGUUUGGGUUUGUUCGAUUUACGGAAUAUGAAACCCAGGUGAAAGUAAUGUCACAGAGACAUAUGAUAGACGGACGAUGGUGUGACUGUAAACUUCCUAAUUCUAAGCAAAGCCCAGACGAGCCCCUGAGAAGCAGGAAGGUGUUCGUUGGGCGCUGUACGGAGGACAUGACGGCUGACGAGCUGCGGCAGUUCUUCUGCCAGUACGGAGAGGUGGUGGACGUCUUCAUCCCCAAGCCGUUCAGGGCUUUUGCCUUUGUCACAUUUGCAGAUGACCAGGUGGCCCAGUCUCUUUGUGGCGAGGACUUGAUCAUUAAAGGAAUCAGCGUACAUAUAUCCAAUGCUGAGCCUAAGCACAAUAGCAAUAGGCAGUUAGAGAGGAGCGGAAGGUUCGGUGGGAACCCAGGUGGCUUUGGGAAUCAGGGUGGCUUCGGGAACAGCAGGGGGGGCGGAGCUGGCUUGGGAAAUAACCAGGGUAGCAACAUGGGUGGAGGGAUGAACUUCGGCGCUUUCAGCAUCAAUCCAGCCAUGAUGGCUGCAGCCCAGGCAGCCCUGCAGAGCAGCUGGGGGAUGAUGGGCAUGCUAGCCAGUCAGCAGAACCAGUCAGGCCCAUCAGGUAACAACCAAAGCCAGGGCAACAUGCAGAGAGAGCCGAAUCAGGCCUUCGGGUCUGGAAAUAACUCCUACAGUGGUUCCAAUUCAGGGGCGGCGAUUGGCUGGGGGUCAGCUUCCAAUGCAGGGUCAGGCAGUGGUUUUAACGGAGGCUUUGGCUCAAGCAUGGAUUCCAAACCUUCCAGCUGGGGAAUGUAG
This is a messenger RNA of Pipistrellus nathusii (Nathusius's pipistrelle), 1245 nucleotides long. The record is from the annotation of a GenBank genome assembly. Lineage: Eukaryota; Metazoa; Chordata; Mammalia; Chiroptera; Vespertilionidae.